UAUAAAGUAGCUGAAGGAUAUGUGAUUAAGAUAUAUAUAUAGAGAGAGAGACAAGCCAGCAAGAAGUUUUAGUACACACACACACAAAAGAUUCAAAGAAUCAUCAAGUAACAAAAAAAUAAAGUAAAAGAGAGAGAAGGAAAAUGAACAGAAUGAGCAAUACAGUGAUAGGGUUCUUGAAUAUCCUAACACUAAUUUCCUCCAUAGUGUUAUUAGGAUCAGCUCUAUGGAUGGGUAAGAGCAAGACAACAUGCGAGCAUUUUCUUCAGAAGCCACUUUUGAUCUUAGGCCUAGCUAUCUUGAUCUUGUCAAUAGCUGGUCUAGUCGGUGCAUGUUGUGACGUGGCUUGGGUCUUGUGGGUGUACCUCUUCUUCAUGGUCUUCAUCAUAGUCGCGCUCAUGGGUUUGACCUUGUUUGGCUUCAUAGUGACUAGCCAUGGUGGUGGUGUGGGUGUGGAUGGUAGGGUUUAUAAAGAGUUUAAGCUUGAAGCAUAUCACCCUUGGCUUAAGACAAGAGUGAUAGAUACUAAUAAUUGGGUUACUAUAAAGACUUGUCUAUUGGGCUCUGUCACUUGUUCCAAGCUCGCUCUUUGGACUCCUCUUGAUUAUCUCCAAAAGGACUUAUCUCCUCUUCAGUCGGGAUGCUGCAAACCACCGACGUCAUGCGUUUACAACACGGACACGGUGAUACAACAAGACCCUGAUUGUUACCGGUGGAGCAACGCUGCGACAGUGCUUUGCUACGAUUGUGACUCGUGUAGAGCUGGCGUUUUAGAGACCGUGCGUCGCGAUUGGCACAAACUAUCUCUAGUUAACGUCGUCGUUGUUCUUUUCCUCAUCGCAGUUUACUGCGUUGGCUGUUGCGCGUUUAAAAACGCCAAACGCCCUCAACAUUACGGCUUUCCUUACGGACGUUACGGCAUGUCCAAAUCUCGACCCGGAUGGGAACAGUCCUGGUCGAGAUGGUGGCAUGGGAGAGAUCGGUAUUAGUGAAAAAUAUUUAUGUAAUGUUUUCUGAAUUUUGCGGUUUAGCUUCUUGGCCUCUAAUUUAUAAUUUAUAAUUUUGUACAGAACCUAAAUUUAUGAUAAUGAAAUGUCUACCUUUUUGGUUGUUGUUAAA
This is a messenger RNA of Arabidopsis lyrata subsp. lyrata, 1119 nucleotides long. RefSeq names its product tetraspanin-5. The transcript has 3 exons. Lineage: Eukaryota; Viridiplantae; Streptophyta; Magnoliopsida; Brassicales; Brassicaceae. Gene Ontology annotation, cellular component: plasmodesma; plasma membrane. The record is from RefSeq and is a predicted model, not a curated record. Gene Ontology annotation, biological process: auxin-activated signaling pathway. Bases 144 to 989 code for a protein of 281 amino acids.